AAAUAACUCACUGUUAGUGUUCCACUCGCAUUCUCUACCCACCUACUAACUUAACGGAAUUCUAACUCCGUUAACUUCGCCUCCUCUUCCCAUGCUUUAUCUUCUCUCUCUUUCCCUUUUAAUAUUCCACAAUAUUUUUCCUAUUCUUAUAUAACCCUACACAAAGAUUCUUCUACUUUUUUUUUUGAAGUUGCUACCUUGACCAUCGAUUUCAGUGUUUUAAUGGAUUAACAUUACUGGGUUGGUUUUGAUUUUCUGUAUUGUUAAAGAUUUUAGGUAAAGUUUGAAUUUUUAUUUUCUGUGAAAAUAAUGUGGGGUAGGUGGCGGUGUUCCAGUGGGGGUUUUAGGACAUUGAGCAAAAGGGUAUCUUCUAUUGUGAAUCUAAGUCAUGGUUAUGACGAAAAGCUUCAUCCUUUUGGAUUUGGUCCUCAUUUGUUAGGUUUAAGGAGUGUUGUCACAGUGACAUGUGGUGGUGGUUGGGGAAAAGGGGUUGAAUGUUUAUCCGUUAUGAUGAACCAGAUGAAGAGGGGUUUGUCGUCAUCUUCUUCCACUCUGGUUGGAGAUGUUAAUGGAAAAGAGGAAAGUAUAUCGUUCUCGGAGGCUAAGAAGCUUAUGAGAUUGGUGAAUGUGGAAUCACUGAAGAUUAAACUUGGGAUGGAAGGGAAGGAAGUUAUUUCGUAUGGUGAACUUCUUCAAGCUUGUGAGAGUUUUGGUAUUGCUAGGAAUCGUGAUGAGGCUGCUACGUUUGCAAAGGUUCUUGAUGAGGCUGGGGUUGUUUUGCUCUUCAGGGAUAAGGUUUAUCUGCAUCCUGCUAAGGUGGUGGAUCUGAUUCGAAGAGCCGUUCCACUGGCACUAACUUCCGACGAUGAUCCUAUGAGGGACGAGUUAAAGAAACUGCAAGACGAGAAGAUAGAAAUUGACAUGUUGGCACAUAAACAGGUGCGACGCGUCCUUUGGUCUGGACUAGGAUUUGGUGUAUUCACUGUCGGGCUCUUCUUCCGGCUAACGUUCUGGGAAUUCUCAUGGGAUGUAAUGGAACCUAUUGCGUUUUUUGCGACCACAACCGGAUUGGUUACGGGCUAUGCUUACUUUUUAUUCACUUCAAGAGACCCUACUUACCAAGACUUGAUGAAGAGACUGUUUCUUUCAAGGCAGAGAAAGCUUUGUAAGAAACAUAAUUUUGAUGCCGAGAGAUUCAUGGAGCUUCAGUGCAAGUGCAAAACACAUAUACAUUCUAGUACUGUGUUGAAAAAUAGCACAGGGUUUGAUGUUGAUCUUGAUGAUGCUUUACAUAGAGAUUAACAUUUGAGUUAUAACCUUGUUCCACCUGUUUUAACAUUGGUGGGAGAAUGUUUAAUCUAACCAUAACCAUAGUUUUGGUUUAUUAGUAGUUAAUACACACAUAUCUCCUUCAUUUUCAUGACCAUGUAUAAUACAUUAAUAGGAAUACCAUAUGCAACUAUUACUUUUCUUCAA
This is a messenger RNA of Lathyrus oleraceus (garden pea), 1476 nucleotides long. Its product is annotated as calcium uniporter protein 5, mitochondrial. Lineage: Eukaryota; Viridiplantae; Streptophyta; Magnoliopsida; Fabales; Fabaceae. Gene Ontology annotation, cellular component: uniplex complex. The record is from RefSeq and is a predicted model, not a curated record. Gene Ontology annotation, biological process: mitochondrial calcium ion homeostasis; calcium import into the mitochondrion. Gene Ontology annotation, molecular function: calcium channel activity; uniporter activity. The transcript has 2 exons. Bases 310 to 1302 code for a protein of 330 amino acids.